Daphnia pulicaria is the source of this 2062-nucleotide messenger RNA. RefSeq names its product tubulin--tyrosine ligase-like protein 12 (gene TTLL12). The coding region runs from base 137 to 2044 and encodes 635 amino acids. The record is from RefSeq and is a predicted model, not a curated record. The transcript is spliced from 13 exons. Gene Ontology annotation, biological process: protein modification process. NCBI's taxonomy places the organism in Eukaryota, Metazoa, Arthropoda, Branchiopoda, Diplostraca, Daphniidae.
CAGACGAUCGACAGUCUGCUUUCUCAACGUGGAAAGAAAUAAUUCAAGUUGUUUUUGACAUAUGCGAAAUUGCGAAUCAACUGAAAAGUGUUUCGUAUUAUCUGAAAUACGUAAAGUGGUUAAUCAUUAAAGGGAAAUGUCCUCUUUGGAACUUGCAGAUGGCUUGGAAGGACUGAAAAGUUUUAUAGCUCUCCAUCAAGCACAGUUAAAGUCCUCUGGUGUUCCUGAAAUUUAUUGGGAGACCUUGUAUUGGAAGCUAAAGAAUAGCAUUUUUGAUGCUGGGGAGUGCUUUAGCUUAGCACAAAUUGAUGAAGAUGAUAACAUUGUGAGUAAUGCUUUCAACAAAUGGAAAGUUCUAGUUACAUGUUCAGGAGGUGUUGUUGCAGCAGAUCCAAAACAUAUCUAUCUUGUUGACCAUGCUUGGACAUUUCGACCAGAUCAAGUUAGGAGCCACUUGCUUAACAUCACAGGCCUCCUUGCUAGGAUGUGUAACCUCAUGGAUGUUGCUUAUUCUGCUGAGAGUGAUAAUAUUGAAGAAAUUGUUAAGAAAGUUAUGGCCAGCAUGUGGAAGUACAGUCAAACAUAUAGCAUUGGUAACCAAAAUCUUGAAGCCGAGGAGCGUCUCCCCAUCUGGUACAUUUUGGAUGAAUUUGGAUCACGGAUUCAACAUUCUGAUCAUCCGACCGUUCGUCUUGUUCCAUUUUUCUUUAUGUCCGAACAAGCUACCUAUUCGAUCAUGUUCCCUUUGAGUGAUCUUGAUGAAAACGACGAAGUUACCCGUGAUUUCGUUGAAGGUUCAGGAGCUGAUGAAAUUAGUCGGUCAGCAUUAUUACAUCCGUGGUCCGAGGAAUUUUCUCAAGAAUUCCUUGCUUCCGUUGAUCUAGAACAAGUCGAGCCUUCACCGGACUACUUCUCCGCUAGUCGAAUGACUGAAACGCUUCCGAAUGCCGAUAUUGAAAUACCUGGCCUACCGAGUGAUAGACCUAUCCGCACUUACGUUGAAUAUGUGUUCAUUCGCGACUAUCUGAAACACCCUAGAUUUCAAUUGGUAGAUAAUUCUGAUGAAGCAGAAAUUCUUUGGCUCUCAUCACAUUUCAAGGAUUUCAAGCAGCUAAGCGAAAACUUUCCGUUUAAAAGGAUUAAUCAAUUUCCCUGUGAACAUCUGCUGACUGUUAAGGAUCUACUUUGCGUUAUUGCUCGAAGGUCCAGUAUUAGUUCCAAAAGAGAAAUUUUGGAAAACGAACCAUCUUGGCUUCCAACGACAUUUAAUUUGAAAACAGAGCUUCCUAAACUAGUGGCUUACUUUCUCGCGCAAGAAAAAUUGGGAACACCGAAUUAUUGGAUCAUUAAACCAUGGAAUUUAGCGCGUAGCAUGGACACUCACAUCACUGACAAUCUCGAUAUGAUAUUACGUUUAGCCGUCAGUGGACCCAAAAUUUGUCAGCGGUAUAUAGAGAGGCCGGUACUUUUUUAUAGAGAAGAUGUUAACGCCAAAGUCAAGUUCGACCUGCGCUACAUAAUUCUUCUCAGUUCAACCGAACCUUUGAAAGCCUUUGUCUAUCAGCGAUUCUGGAUUCGUUUCGCCAACAAGCCUUUCGAACUGGAUCAUUUUGACGAAUAUGAACGCCACUUCACGGUUAUGAACUAUUCCCCUACCAAUUUACACCAGAUGUUUUGUCAUGACUUCAUUCGCUAUUUCGAAGAGCAAAAUCCAGGUCAAGAAUGGUGCAAAGUGGAGAAAAGAAUAUUUGCCAUGUUAUCUUCUUUGCUGAAAUCAAGCGUAGAAAAGAAAGAUAAUGCGCCUCAUAUUCCUGCCGCCCCGCAAUCCCGUGCAAUGUAUGCAGUCGAUUUAAUGUUAGCGUGGACAGAUAAUGUUCUAGAUGGUGACGACAGUGGACCAUCGAUACAGCCCAUGUUGUUGGAAGUUAACUGGGCUCCGGACUGUAAACGCGCAUGCGUUUACUAUAAAGAGUUCUUUGAUGAUGUUUUUUCCGUGUUGUUUCUCGAUGAAACUGAAGGAAAGCAUGUUCAUUUGUUGGAAUAAAAAGCUGGUUCCAAUCUG